AUGGGUUCGCGACGAGAGAUGAUGGGUGUGGUACUUGCGCUACUAGCAUUCUUCUUGCCAGUUGCAACUGCGCAAAGCACAACUUCCAACCUCACUGCAGCAUCCACUUUUUACUUUGACCGCACAGAAACCCAGUUUUCAGUCAAUGUUGCGGACGACUCUGAUGAUAUCUUUAUCUAUUUCGCCAGCCCGGCGUAUUCGUGGGUCGGUGUUGGGUUUGGUCCCAAGAUGCAAGGAAGUCUGAUGUUCAUCAUGUAUCCCAACAGCAAGGGCAACAACGUCACUAUCUCCCCACGCAUUGGCUCCAAAGCUGCGGAACCUACUUUCAACUCUUCGAUUGACCUCUCUAUCCUGCCCGGCACCACUGUCAACGACUCAAUGCUCAUCCUAAAAGCACGCUGUGGCAACUGCCGCGACUACAUGGACACAAACGCAGAGGCUUACCCCAUGAUUUACGCGUUCGGUAACGGCGAUAAUCUCAUGUCCAACUCGCCAUCAGCAAACCUCGCGCGCCAUUUUGGCUAUGGCUCCUUCACCAUGAACCUGCGCGCUGCCAAUGGACCUGGGGGCGUGCCUGCACAGAGCAAUGCACCAAACGGUGUCGAGAUGCAAGGAGAAAUGACCCGUGAUCACGACCGCGCAAACCUCGCUCACGCCAUCAUGGGCUGCCUAGCGCUCUUUGUUCUCUGGCCAUUGAACCUGAUUGCUGUAGCGGUAUUCAAGAAUAUCAAGAUCCACGUCAUGUUCAGCGCAAUCAUUCUCGUAUUCCUGGUUGUCAGCUUUGCUCUAGGCGGGGUCGUCAGCGGACAAUACAACCGCUCCAAAGCCUUCAACAGCCCCCACCAAAUCUUCGCCUUGGUCGCCAUCCUCCCCUUACUCUUAAUGUCGAUCCUUCCCGCCCUGAAGCACAUCAACGCCCGCCUCCGCAGCCUGCACACCCCCCUCGCCUCCACCUCGUUCGUGCUGCUCGCUCUAACCGGCGGUCUGGGCCUACAUCUCGCAUCACAAACCCGCCCCAUAAUCCUCGUCUACACCGCCCUCUCCCUCGGCAUCUUCAUGUUCCUGAUCCUCAUGCACACCUGCAUUCACAGACGAGGCUCUGCGUAUGCGCGCGCGCUGAACCGUGGGUCCAAUGAUGACGACAUCAUGCUUGCUAAAAUGGACGAGUACAGGAAUACUCCCAACGCAGGUGGGUAUGGAAACCAGCCCCCGCCACCGUAUCCGCCACCGUAUGGUAAUACGGAUGUGGGAGGCGUGCAGCAUCAGAGGAAUGGGAGUCGCUCCAUGUAUGGCGGCGGCACGAUGCCCGGACCGCAGUAUCUGCUUAAUAUGCACCCCGGGGUGCCGGUGCAGGUUAGUCGAAUGUAA
Molecule: messenger RNA, 1368 nt
Organism: Bipolaris maydis ATCC 48331
Lineage: Eukaryota; Fungi; Ascomycota; Dothideomycetes; Pleosporales; Pleosporaceae
Source: RefSeq, a predicted model, not a curated record